Messenger RNA from Microbotryum saponariae, 784 nucleotides. Lineage: Eukaryota; Fungi; Basidiomycota; Microbotryomycetes; Microbotryales; Microbotryaceae. The record is from the annotation of a GenBank genome assembly.
AUGCGUUUCGCCAGCAUCUUCUCCGCCACGGCCUUUUUGGGUAUGACGAUGGCUGCUGUGGCCGCGGCCGCGGCAGUCGACAUUUUAACGCCGAGCUCGAGGUGAGCCGCUUUAACUUUCGACUCCUUGAACGGUCGCGCUUCGUGACCGACCUCACGACCUGGGGGCCACUGCAAAGUCCUUCAAGGCUCAAACGACGUAGUGCUCAUAGCCACAAGAACCGUGCCCUCAGCCCACCUACGCCAACCGAGCAAGGCAAGAGCAGUCAAGCCGGCGUCCAACUCUCUCGCGGUGUCGUUCAAGACGCGUCAGAUGGCUUCAGAUUUCAAUCGCAGGAAUGCAAGUGAGUGCUGCAUAUCAGACUGUCAGCGACCCAAAUUCGCGCCUUAUGUGAUUUCACCAUGUGGCGCAAAGUUGAUCAACUUAACCUGUUCUACGACGUCGAAUUCAAGAUCGUGCAUCCUAAGACAGUUUAAAGCUCACCCUCAUUGGCGGUGAGUACGGCUCAAACACCGCGGCGGCCCUCACUUUCCGCCGGGCCGACGUGGGGCUUCCGGCUCGUAUCACUCGUUCGAUCUCUCAUCACGCAACUCUUACGACAGGCAAGAUGCGGCACAAGAGGAGUGCGCUUACAACGCCGCCUACACGCACCUGUGCCCUUCCAUUCAUUGGCCGGAGUGCGAGUAAGCGACUCCUGACCCACGGUCCCCAAUACAAGGCUCCUCUGUACUGGGAUCUAUCGAUUGCAUACUCACUUUUCCUCUAUCCUGUUUACCCAAAUUAG